AUGGAGAAAAACAACGAUGCUAUUGACCUCCAAUCAAAUUCUAAACGACCUCGUGUUGAAGUAGAUUUAGCAAAUCUACCCGGAGAUCCUUACUUCAGGAAAAAAAUAUGCGAUUAUCAUCCUAGUGAUAGAGACCGAAUCCGAAGAGCAUAUCUACAAAUAGGAGCUUGUCAACCCCUUGACCAUGAUUUUCCAAAAAGAAAAAUUGGAAAUACAAUGCGUCGUUUUAAUCCAGCAUGGUUCAAAGAAUAUAAAUGGUUGGAGUACAGUAUAGAAAAAGAUGGUGCAUAUUGCUUAUACUGUUAUCUAUUCAAACCGGACUUUGGAAAUCAAGGAGGGGGAGAUUCGUUUGUUACUGAAGGGUUUAGUAAUUGGAAAAAGAAAGAGAGGCUUGAAUGUCAUGUGGGGGCUCACAAUAGUGCACAUAAUCAAGCUCGACAAAGAUGUGAAGCUUUGUUAAACCAUAAACAAAGCAUCAUAACAGUUUUUGACAAGCAAUCAGAUCAGCAGAAAAUGUUAUAUAGGACUCGUUUGAAUGCAUCAGUUGAUUGUGUUCGCUUUUUACAACAACAAGGAUUAGCAUUUCGUGGCCAUGAUGAAUCUAAAGGUUCAAAUAAUCAAGGAAAUUUUCUUGAAUUGUUGCGGUUUCUUGCUAAACACAAUGAAGAGAUUGAUAAGGUGGUCUUAGAUAAUGCUCCUGAAAAUCAUCAAAUGAUUGCACCACAUAUUCAAAGAGAUAUAGCAAAUGCAGCAGCAAGUGAAACUCUAGAUGCUAUUCUUAAAGAUCUUGGAGAUUCGCCAUUUGCUAUCCUAGUUGAUGAAUCUCGUGAUAUAUCCGUUAAAGAACAAUUGGCAAUUGUGUUGCGUUAUGUAGAUAAGCGGGGCCAUGUGAUUGAACGUUUUUUAGGCAUUACACAUGUUCGCAAUACCACAGCUGUAGAAUUGAAGAAGACAAUUGAUUCAGUGCUUAGCAGGCAUAAUUUAAGUAUUAGCAGAUUGCGAGGACAAGGAUACGAUGGAGCUAGCAAUAUGCGAGGUGAGUUGAAUGGACUUAAAACUCUAAUUUUGAAUGACAAUUCGUCUGCUUAUUAUGUUCAUUGCUUUGCACAUCAGCUUCAACUCACUUUAGUUGCUGUUGCCAAAAAUCACAUUCAAAUUGCAACUUUUUUUAGUUUGGCCAAUAGUAUUUUUAAUGUUGUUGGAGCAUCAUGCAAACGUCGUGACAUACUUCGUGAAAAACGAACUGCUGAAGUAAUAGAAGCACUACAAAAUAAUGAAAUGUCAACUGGUCGUGGCUUGAAUCAAGAAAUGAACUUAAAGAGACAUGGUGAUACGCGUUGGAGUUCUCAUUAUGGUGCAAUUGUUAGUCUUAUUGCCAUGUUUUCUUCUGUUAUCGAUACGGUUGAAGACAUUGUUGAAGAUGGUUUAAAUUCUGAACAGAGAGCAGAAGCAAAUAUACUAAGUCAAUCACUCAAGACGUUUGACUUUGCUUUCAAUUUACAUUUGAUGAAAAAUGUUUUGGGGAUUACAAAUGAGUUAUCUCAAGCACUACAACGAAAAGAUCAAGAUAUUGUGAAUGCAAUGAAGUUAGUUAAAAUUUCAAAGCUGCGCUUACAGGCUAUAAGAGAAGAUGGGUGGAAUUCCUUAUUUGAAGAAGUUACUAAGUUUUGUGCAAAAAACAAUAUUGUUGUCCCCAAUAUGGAUGAGCUUUACCAACCUCGAUAACGACGAAAAACUCAAGGCAUGAAAAAUUUACAUCAUUACCGUGUGGAGCUUUAUUAUACUGUUAUAGACAUGCAACUCCAAGAACUUAACAGUCGCUUUAAUGAGGCAAGUUCCGAAUUAUUACUCUGUGUUUCGUGCUUGAGUCCAGAUGACUUGUUUGCGUCUUUUAACAAAGAGAAAUUGCUUCGUCUUGCUCAAUUAUAUCCGAAUGAUUUUUCAGCAGUUCAACUUAUUACUUUAGACAACCAACUUGAAACAUAUAUCUUUGACAUGCGUUCUAGUGAUGAAUUUGCAACACUCAAAGGGAUUGGACAACUUGCUGAGAAAUUGGUAGAGACGAAAAAGGAUGUCGUAUAUCCCUUGGUUUAUUCAUUGGUGACAUUGGCAUUGAUUUUGCCAGUUGCAACAGCAACUGUUGAGAGAGCAUUUUCAGCAAUGAAUAUUGUUAAAAAUCGUUUACGUAACCGAAUGGGAGAUCAAUGGAUGAAUGAUUGUUUGAUUACGUACAUUGAGAAAGACAUAUUCAAGACCAUCAGUAAUGAAGAGAUUAUGCAGCGAUUCCAAGGUAUGAAGACUCGUCGAGGACAAUUGAAUUAGUGUUAGUCAUGACAAAACAAAUUGUAAGUUCUAUUUAUAUG
Messenger RNA from Corylus avellana, 2363 nucleotides. Its product is annotated as TTF-type zinc finger protein with HAT dimerization domain-containing protein. Lineage: Eukaryota; Viridiplantae; Streptophyta; Magnoliopsida; Fagales; Betulaceae. The record is from RefSeq and is a predicted model, not a curated record. Gene Ontology annotation, molecular function: protein dimerization activity.